AUGACCCCAUUUGAAGCAUUAUACGGCUAUGAGCCUCCAUCAGUGAUCCCAUAUUUACCUGGUUCCACGUCUGUGGCUGCAGUAGAUCAACAACUCAGGAACAGGGACACACUUUUAGCUGCACUCAAAAGGAAUCUCCAGGUGGCUCAAUCUAGAAUGAAAGGCUUCUAUGAUAAAAAGCAUAUUGAAAGGGAAUUUGUUGUUGGUGAUCAGGUCUAUCUCAAGCUUCAACCCUAUAGGCAACAUACUGUACACAAGGAGGAGUUCCAUAAAUUGUCUCAGAUGUAUUAUGGCCCCUUUGAAGUUUUGGAAAGGGUGGGGAAGGUUGCCUACAGACUGAAACUCCCUCCAACUGCGAGAAUCCACAAUGUUUUUCAUGUCUCUUUGCUUAAAAAGAAAUUGGGAGACUGUGUAACAGUGGAGCCUCAUUUGCCUCCUGUGAGUGAUCCUGCCAAUCCAAAGUGGGAACCAGUUGCUAUACUUGACAGAAGAGUUUUCAAAAAAGGAGGAGCUGCUAGCACUCAAUGGCUAGUCCAAUGGUUGGGAACCUCACCUGAUGAGGCUACCUGGGAAGAUUCUGCAGAUAUUUUGUUGAGAUUUCCUCGUUUUGAUCCUGAAAGAGAAAUUAAUGCAGCUUCAUCAACCAGUGGAACUUGA
Rosa chinensis is the source of this 657-nucleotide messenger RNA. RefSeq lists its product as uncharacterized. NCBI's taxonomy places the organism in Eukaryota, Viridiplantae, Streptophyta, Magnoliopsida, Rosales, Rosaceae. The record is from RefSeq and is a predicted model, not a curated record. The coding region runs from base 1 to 657 and encodes 218 amino acids. The transcript has a single exon.